AUGAAAGGAUGGAUCUUUGGUUCAUUAUGUGAAGAUGUGAUGGAUACUGUUAUCGGCCUCCACACAGCUAAUGAAGUAUGGAGAAAGCUAAAGUCUACUUACAGUAACAGUACUCCUCCUGCUUAUUCUCCCACUACGAACACAAAAGAUCAAGCGGAGUAUUUACCACUGUAUAGAGCUAUUGAGAGGCGACUGGAAGGAAGCCGAAGACAUUUUCAACAAGGACAAAGACGCGAGAUAACCUCGGAGUCACUUCCAAACAUGGUGAAUAUUAGAAAGUCAAACCCACUACACUACGCUGCAUUUGUUGGCAACACAAGGGCUGCGGAGAUGUUGGUGGCGAAAAACCCAUAUUUGUUAUUCAUUGCUGACGGAAGUAACUGCUUUCCUGUUCAUAGAGCUAUUUUUGGUUCUCACACAGACACUUUUCUAUAUUUGCUUAAGGUUACUAAAGAUAAUAUUAUACUCUCCGAACAAGAAGGAUAUCAGAGCCCCUUUAAGGAUGUGGCAUAUGGGUUAAUUAAGGAGUACCCGGAAAUGGCUACAAAAAAGAAAGAGAACUCAAUUCCAUUAAAGUCUAUCGCUGGAAAGUUGGACGGUUGUUUUAGUGGAAAAGGAUACAACUUUUAUGAAAGAUUUAUUUAUUCUCAUGUACCUGUAGAGGAUGGGGAAUUAAACAGAGGACAUGAGAUUCAGGAUAUUGAGAACCAAGAGACAGAUAAUGCGAACUUUAUCCCCAAGCAUAGAAGGAGCUGGCUCCACCCUGUAAUCCAGUGGAUUUAUGUCAGAUUUUGGAAAGUUGCACUACAACAUGUGCCACACAUCAAGCAAAUCAAGGAAGAGAAAGUGAGCCACAGUAAAGCUCUUGUGCUACUGAAGUGUAUAUGCGAAGAAGUUAGUAAAAUAAAUGAAUUUUGUAAAAUCCGUGAACAUUACCACGAAGCAAUUACUAUGGCAGUGGAACAUGAUAAUCCUGAAGCAGUAGAAGAGAUCAUCCGAUAUUUUCCACAAGCAAUUUCAACAAAGGACAAUGAAUAUCCCCUUAUUCAGUUGGCUAUUCUAAACUGUUGUGAAAGGGUUUACAACUUUUUUGUACACCAAGUAACUAUUGACAAACACUCACAAAAAGUGCGUGUUGACGAAUAUGGAAACAAUCUUUUGCACUUAGCUGGACAAUUAGCGCCUAUACACAAACUCAAUCUAGUUUCUGGUGCAGCUCUACAAAUGCAAAGAGAGUUGCAAUGGUUUGAGGAAGUGAAAAACUUCGUGUGUCCUUGGCAUGAGAAAUCAAAGAACAAAAACCAAGAGACACCAAUUAUGGUGUUUAGAAGAGAACAUAAAAAGUUGAGAAAAGAAGGUGAAGAGUGGAUGAAAAAGACAGCAGAUUCAUACACAAUUACAGCUGCACUCAUCAUUACAAUCGUUUUUGCUGCAGCCAUCACUGUACCCGGUGGAAAUGAUAGCGAUACUGGAAAAGCAAUUUAUGCACCAAAACCCAGUUUCAUAAUAUUUGCGGUUUCAGAUGCAAUCUCAUUGUUCACAUCUACCACUUCCUUGCUUUUGUUUCUAUCGAUUCUCACAGUACGUUAUGCAGAGGAAGAUUUUCUCUAUAAGUUACCUAAGAGAUUAAUACUCGGCCUGGCAAUGUUAUUCUUGUCUAUCAGCUCAAUGAUGGUAGCCUUUAGUGCGACAUUGUAUCUUACCUUUGGACAAGGGAAGGCAUGGAUUUUGAUACCAAUAGCAACAUUAACAUGUCUUCCAAUUGCCUCCUUCGUAACAUUACAAUUACCAUUGCUUGUCGAUCUCAUCUUCUCAACAUAUGGUUGUCGGAUCUUUGUUAAAGAGAAUGCAUGUAGGUUCAAAAACUCAUGAAAUGAUGAUGCACUCCUUGAAUGAUGUUUUGUAAUUGAUAGUGUACCGACUAAGGGUAUGUUUUUUUUUUAUAUUUAUUAUUAUUAUUAUUUUGUAAAAAUAUGUAUGAGCUUAUAGGUACCAAAGCAUAGUUUAUGAACAUGUAUUUGGAUGAGGUGUGAU
Molecule: messenger RNA, 2034 nt
Organism: Lactuca virosa
Lineage: Eukaryota; Viridiplantae; Streptophyta; Magnoliopsida; Asterales; Asteraceae
Source: the annotation of a GenBank genome assembly